UUUCUCGGACAUUCCACAGUUAGUGUUGUCGGGAAGAAAACAUGGAAACCAAACUAUUUGUAACGUGUUUAAUUAUAAUAACUUAUCUAACCGUAGGCAGUUGUUUUUUCUACCAACCAGCAGCUUUUACAGAAAAGAUAACCGAUAUUCAGGAUUUCGCUAGUAACGUUUCAGAAAAUCGAUUACCGCUCCGUAUAUUGGAACAUACAAUCACACCGUACGACAUGAAUCCCGAACAGCUGAAACUUAUCGGACGAUACGUUUUUCUUGCGCCACAAGAAAAUAACCUUUAUUUGGUAGGAUUCGAGGAAACGAUUGACAAGUCCGAUGCCGCAAGGCGGAUAAUCAGUGAGUUGGUGAAGAAAAAGUCGAUCACUAGCAUCUACAAAUCUCAGCGGGCAAAAUCGAUCCGAGUGGAUAAAAUAAAAUAUCUCUAAGCAAGAUGAAGAUGAUGUCACAAGGCGGACCAGCCGCGAGGUCUACUCUUUCUCUUUCUCUCUUUCUCGCGAGGUCUACUCUCCAACACUUCUUGUACUUGAAUUAAGAAAAUGCAAUAAGGCCGUUACAAAUUUUAUUUUCAUUUUAUGUCAUUUAUGAUCAUACCUAUUUUUGUUUAUAAAGAUAAUAAUUCCAAAUUUAA
Wyeomyia smithii (pitcher-plant mosquito) is the source of this 640-nucleotide messenger RNA. RefSeq lists its product as uncharacterized. The record is from RefSeq and is a predicted model, not a curated record. Lineage: Eukaryota; Metazoa; Arthropoda; Insecta; Diptera; Culicidae. Bases 42 to 437 code for a protein of 131 amino acids. The transcript has 3 exons.